This is a messenger RNA of Cucumis sativus (cucumber), 4771 nucleotides long. RefSeq lists its product as uncharacterized. The transcript has 4 exons. Bases 2532 to 4034 code for a protein of 500 amino acids. The record is from RefSeq and is a predicted model, not a curated record. NCBI's taxonomy places the organism in Eukaryota, Viridiplantae, Streptophyta, Magnoliopsida, Cucurbitales, Cucurbitaceae.
UCCAUCAUUAUUUUUUUUUUAUAGGAUCAACAACUUUCGUUGAGAAAAAAAAUGAAAGAAUAUAAAGACAUAAAAAAAAACACAUCUUCUAAAGGAAGGGAUUCCAACUAAGUAAUAUGUUACCUAGAGAAUAAUUAGAAAAAGACUUCGUCCUUGUCCCAACCUCCGAACACUCUGUUGUUCAUUUCUCCUCAAAUAUAUCAUAACAUAGCACACGUCCUAGCUAACCACAAGAAACGACCACACUCUGAAAGGCAAGUGGGGGAGGAACUACCCGAUCACCGCAUGACUAUCCCUUGGGCCAACAAUCUGUACAUCAAACUCCUAUAGGAAGCAACUCAACAGAGUCCCCCACAACAAUGUGUAAGACCACCAAUAAUUCACACGUAUAAGAGAAAGGGUAAAAGGGUAAAUGUUCAGGAAAUUAAUGAGAGAGAAUAGUUUGAAGAAAAAGAAAAGAAAAGUAGGGAGAGGUGGGGCCCGCGGGAAGGAAUGUGAGGAGGGCUAUUUAUAGAGCUUCUAGGGUUUAGUGUAGGCAGGUUAUUUUUAUCUCUUUUUUGGUGUAAAGGCUGCUGUAGCCGACCAGGGUUAUUCCAGCUCCAUAGAGAGGAGUUGGUAGGUUUCUUUUCCAUCGUUUUCUUUAUUACUGUUAUAUUGGGCUGUUGAAUCAUCUUUUGGCUUAUAUAUAAAUAAAGAUCAGCAGAGUACUGUUUCUGUUUAGCUACUGUUGGGGUAAUUUUCUGUGUUAUUUAGUUAGUACCCUUACAACUGGUAUCAGAGCUUUCGAAACUGGGGGUUGUUACGCGCGCAAUGGCUCAACGGCAAGUAGAAGAACGAGUGGAGGGGACAGAGAAAGAGAUCUUGGGACUAAAAGAGAUGAUGUUAGAAAUGAAGAAAGCAUUGGAUAAAAUGGCAGAAGAGAUGAGGGAAAGUAAUAGUUACAAAAAGAGGGAGGAAUCAGGUACAUCCGACGAAUCCGUGCUGAAACUCAAGGGAAAAAUGGGAGAAACUGAAGCUGCAACAAAAGGGAACAAUGCAACAGUGGAUCGUAGUAAAUAUAGAAAGCUGGAAAUGCCAAUGUUCUCAGGGGAGAAUCCGGAAUCAUGCGUCUAUUGAGCUGAACAUUUUUUUGAGAUCAACAACUUGCCAGAAACAGAAAAGGUGAAGGUAGCUGUGGUCAGUUUUAGGCAAGACGAGGUUGACUGGUACAGGUGGAGUAAUAACUGCAAGAAGGUAGAAUCCUGGGAAGAUUUGAAGGAAAGAAUGUUUGCGUUCUUUCAAGAUUCGGGCCAGAAAAAUUUGGGUGCUAGGCUGAUUCGCAUCCAACAAGAGGGGACAUAUAAUGAGUAUGUAAAGAAGUUUGUUAACUACUCAGCCCCACUACCCUACAUGGCCGAAAGUGUUUUGAGAGAUGCUUUUGUAACUGGGCUAGAACCUGCACUCCAGGCAGAAGUAAUUAGUAGACAUCCACAGACCUUGGAAGAAUGUAUGAAAGAGGCACAGCUUGUGAAUGAUCGCAAUCUGGCAUAAAGAUUGGCAAGAGCAGAGUUUGGGUUAAUAGUACCAAAAGGCAUUGAGAGUAGUACGAGCGAGACUCAAGGGGGAAUGGAGAAAGGCCCUCAAAGGAAGACCGAAUUCCAGAUGAAACAAAUCACCAUUCCAAUUAAGGGAAACUACCAGAAAAACGAUCCACCAGUCAAAAGACUAUCAGAUUCGGAAUUUCGAGCAAGACUAGAUAAGGGCUUAUGUUUUACGUGUAACGACAAAUACGCCCCUGGCCACAGGUGCAAACUGAAGGAAAAAAGAGAAUUGAUGCUUUUCAUUUGCAAUGAAGAAGAAGGCGGGAAUGAGGGAGAAAAUUCGGAAGAAAAUACAGAGGAAAUAGUGGAGCUGAAAAAAAUGGACCUCAUAGAAGGGGAGGAGGUUGAGCUUCGAACUAUCACCAGCUUGUCAUCAAAAGGGACUAUGAAGCUGAUGGGAAUGGUUAAAGGGAAAGCAGUAACAGUGUUGAUAGACAGCGGGGCGACGCACAACUUUAUUCACCAAACACUAGCAGAAGAAAGACACAUAUUAAUAGAUGAGGACACUUCGUUUGGAGUCACAAUUGGCAAUGGCACCAAGUGCAAAGGAAAAGGGGUGUGUAAGAGAGUGGAACUGAAGCUGAACACACUGACUAUUGUGGCUGGCUUUUUAGCUGUGGAACUGGGAAGUGUGGAUGUGGUAUUGGGAAUGCAAUGGUUAGAUACCACAGGAACUAUGAAGGUCCAUUGGCCCUCACUGACCAUGACGUUUCAAGUGGGAGAGAAACAAAUCACUCUCAAGGGAGAUCCAACCCUCAUUAAAGCUGAAUGUUCACUGAAAACGUUGGGAAAAACAUGGGAAGAUGACGACCAAGGGUUCCUCCUUGGCUUCCAAAAUUACGAAACGGAAGUAGAAAAUGAAUACAAAGAGGAACAGGAAGUGAAAGGGGACGAGGAAAAUUUACCAUUGAUUAAGGCAUUAUUAAGACAAUACGGUGUCAUCUUUGAAAUAUGAAAAGGCUUACCCCCAAAAGAGCUAUUGACCAUCGGAUAUUGACUCUCCCUGGACAGAAACCGAUUAUCGUCCGCACUUAUAAAUACGGCCAUGUGCAGAAAGAAGAAAUUGAGAAGUUAGUCACAGAAAUGCUUGCAGCCGGAGUUAUUAGACCGAGUCAUAGCCCUUACUCCAGCCCAGUCCUAUUAGUAAAGAAGGAAGAUGGGGGUUGGAGGUUCUGUGUAGAUUAUAGGAAGCUGAACCAAGUUACAACUUCUGACAAAUUUCCCAUUCCAGUCAUAGAAGAAUUACUAGAUGAACUGCAUGGAGCUACUGUUUUUUCGAAGCUUGAUCUGAAAUCAGGAUACCACCAAAUCAGAAUGAAGGAGGAAGACAUAGAGAAGACGGCUUUCAGGACGCACGAGGGACAUUACGAAUUUAUGUUUAUCACGGAAAAUAUUCCCAACUUUCCUGCCACUUGUCGAAUCGUUGAUGAUGCCAGUUCCAAAAUUUCCUUAGCCCGUGGGGCUGCCAAAGUUGCACGUAGUUGUGCUUCUGUUGCUCGUGAUCGUGCUUCUACUGCCCUCUGCAUCGACAAGGCCAAUGCUGCUCGUGCUGCUGCUGACGCUGCUGCGGUUGUCGCUGAUGACGCUGCAGAUGCUGUCGAUGCUGCGACCAAUUGUAUUGCCGCUGGCAUUGCUGCUAUUAGUCACACUAAAGCUGUCGAUGAUUAUGAAGCUGCCAACACUUUAUAUAUCAACCACCCAGAGUAUUAUGCUGCUCUAGUGACGGCUAGUGAGGAAGCUUGUGCUGCCAGUCGUGCAGCCAAAUUUGCUGCCAAAGAGGCUUAUGGUUCCAAGUAUGCCGUUAUCGCCGCUGGCAGUAGGACCCUAAAAAGAAACAUGGAGGCGAAAGAAAUCUCCACAGGCACGAAGUCUAAAGAUGAUGCACGUCCAACAAAGGAACCAAAGAAUUCCGAGGACUAUUCAGGCACGAAGUCUAAAGAUGAUGCACAUCCAACAAAGGAACCAAAGAAUUCCGAGGGGAAAAAGGUUCUCACGGAAAAUACUUCCAAUUUUCCUGCCACUUGUCGAUUUGUUGCUGAUGGCCGUUUAAACGCUUCCUUGGCCCGUUGGGCUGCUAAAAUUGCACGUAAUCGUGCUUCUGUUGCUCGUGAUCGUGCUUCUACUGCCCUCUGCAUCGACAAGGCCAAUGCUGCUCGUGCUGCUGCUGACGCUGCUGAUGCUGCUGCUGUUGUCGCUGAUGACGCUGCAGAUGCUGUUGAUACUGCGACUGAUUGCAUUGCCGCUGGCAUUGUUGCUUUUAGUCACACUAAAGCUGUCGAUGAUUAUGAAGCUGCCAACACUUUAUAUAUGAACCACCCAGACUAUUAUGCUGCUCUAAUGACCGCUAUUAAGGAUGCCGGUGCUGCCAGUGGUGCAGCCAGAUCUGCUGCCGAAGAGGCUGAUGCUGCCAAGUAUGCCCUUAUUGACACCGGCAAAAGGACCCUAAAAAGGUGAUAGAAUGUCUCCAAACUAUUUGUCAAAAUUCUCUUUUGCUGCUCAUACUGCCGUUUUCAUUAGCUUUAAAAAUCCAAAUUUUGAAGCCUUUAUAUUAAACCUUCACAAUUAGUUUCAAUAGGAUGGCUGAUCUCAGGACCCACAAAAGUCGUCCUUCGAAAGAUACUUUUUUUUAAUUUAUUGUUAAUUAAAAUGCAAGAAUUGUGAUGGUUUCUAUAUCAAUCCUAAAAGAAACAUGGAGGAGAAAAAAUUGGUCCUUAGACUUACUUCUUUACGUUUAAUAAACUCUCCACAGUUAGUUUCUACUUUAUUUUCUCGAACAAAAAGAAAAUCUCUAGUUAUAAGAUUCAAGCUAUAGAAACCCACCACUUCUACUGGAGUCUUUGUUUGUCUAAAAUAGAAGUUAUUAGGAGGAAAUUGCUCUGUGGAUGUUUUAAGUACAGCUUAUUAUGGAAUACAUAAAGCAAUUUGCCUUUUAUUCCUUAUUGUAAGAAUCAACUACUCAUCGGAUACUAUGAAGCUUAUACUUUCCUUCUAUUUUUAUGAUUUUAAAGAUUAUGCUGAUGUCUUAGUUUAUUAAGAGGAGUGACGAUAGAGUACUCUUAAUCAAUAUUAUCUGUACAUAUUUUAUGAGAUGGAAUCUGAAUUUACCCACGCGUAAGAGUGGCAAAGGAUUCAUGGUCUAUGAAACUGAAUUUGAGUUUAUCAAUAUAUACAUUCUGAUCUAUUCAAUGGAA